AAUGAUUAAAUAAUUGAUUGAUUGAUAGAAAUUAAUGGCAAUUGUUUUGAUUACUGAUGUAUUGGAUGAGUUAAGCGAAGAAAAUCAGAGACUUUUUAGUGAAUUAAGAUAUUGUCAGCAAUUGAUUGAUAAUUACAGACAUUUAGCGAAUAGUUUGCAAACAAAUUGUGUUUGUAUUGAAAACAAUGUAUUAUUGAAAACACAAUUCAAUGAAAUCGAUGUCCAAUACAAUGAACUGAAGAGUCGGCGACAAAACAAAUCCUAUGAUAAUAGUAGUAAUGCUAAGAAAAGUGUUGACAAUAAUAAAUCUGAUGAUUAUUUGUUGUCUGAGAGACCAUCGAUUAAGAGACAGUUUAUUAAACGUAUGAUUAAGACAACAACAACAACAUCGACAACAAGUGGUCAUCAAAUGAUUGAUAAAUCAAAUAUAGAGAUGAAAGCUAAUGAAGAGAUAUUAAGUGGUGAUAUAACAGUCAACAAACAUGUGAUUCAAGACAUCACUAACAUAUCGGAUUCAACUGAAGCAUUGGCUAAGAAGUUGAUGUCAGUGUCCGAAAGUGGUCCAAAAGUGGCCAAAACUCGGCCAAAACCGAAGCGCGUGCGACCAAAACAGCGUAAAAGAAAUCGCCAAAAGAAAUACUUCUGCCAAUGGACGGGAUGUUCAAAAGGAUUCAGAUAUAACUCGGAACUUAUUGGACACGAACGGCUCAAACAUACCGGUGAAAGACCCUACCAGUGCCUGGAAUGUCCGAAAUCGUUUUGCAUGGAAACCCAAUUGCGCGGCCAUCGGAAAGCAUCUCACGGACCUGACGGUCGGGCUGUUGUUUAUCGGUGUCAGUUCACCGGAUGCGACAAAUGGUUUCGCCAGAGCGGUUCACUAAAGAUACAUCACUUGAAACAACAUACCGAUCACAGGCCGUGGAAAUGCGAUGUCGAUGGUUGCGGCCGUACCUAUCAUCUGAAUCAUGAAAUGCAAUUACAUCGACGCGUUGUCCACAGCGACGACAGGCCCUUUGAGUGCGAUUGGCCCGGUUGUGACAAACGAUUUAAACGCAUGCAGACCCUCAACUCGCAUCGCGAGUAUCAUAUAGGCGACCGACACUAUCGGUGUCCAGUUGACGGGUGCGGCAAAUCGUAUCCGACCCGCAAUUCGCUCAUUGCGCACAACUAUUCGCAUACGAAACCUCAUGUGUGCAGUUGGCCGGCCUGUGAGGCCAGAUUUCGGGCCAAGAAUAAGCUCAGGGAUCAUAUGAACGGACAUCAGGGACUCAAACCGUAUAAAUGCCAUUUCCCCGAUUGCGAUGAUGUCUGCUAUAGUGCCCGAUCGGCACUGGAACAGCAUUUGAAACAUAAGCACAGUUAUCUCAAGUCAUACCAUUAUAAAGUUUAG
Messenger RNA from Oppia nitens, 1390 nucleotides. Its product is annotated as zinc finger protein 836-like. The coding region runs from base 35 to 1390 and encodes 451 amino acids. Gene Ontology annotation, molecular function: DNA-binding transcription factor activity, RNA polymerase II-specific; RNA polymerase II cis-regulatory region sequence-specific DNA binding. The transcript has a single exon. The record is from RefSeq and is a predicted model, not a curated record. Gene Ontology annotation, biological process: regulation of transcription by RNA polymerase II; central nervous system development. NCBI's taxonomy places the organism in Eukaryota, Metazoa, Arthropoda, Arachnida, Sarcoptiformes, Oppiidae. Gene Ontology annotation, cellular component: nucleus.